AUGGACUCAGUUGAUAAUGGAGGGACGAGGGAGAGCGAGAUCGUGCAAGGCCAUGUUCACCUAUGGACCCAUGCUUUCAACUCCAUCUACUCCAUGUCCCUCAAAUGCGCCAUCGAACUUGGCAUCCCUGACGCCCUCCAUCACCACGGCCAUCCCAUGACCCUUCCCGUGCUCGCCGCCGUGCUGUCAGUCCCUGCCUCCACGGCCGCCUUCCUGACCCGACUCAUGGCGGUCCUUGCCCAAACCGGCUUCGUCUGUCAACGAAAGUCUGCUGCUAAAAAUGACCAGGAGCAGCUGGGGUUGACAUACUCUCUCACUCCCAUUUCACGAGCGCUCCGGAAAGGCGAGCCUGGUGACUUGUCGCCCAUGGUGUCGUUCCUCCUCGACCCCAUCAUACAAGGCCCAUUGCACUGCCUGGGUGAGUGGGUCAAGAGCGAGAGCCUGAGCCCCCGCACGCCCUUCGUCAUGAAGCACGGGAUGAGCCUGUGGGACUACACGGCCCAGGACGAGGGGCUAAACCGGAGUGUGAACGAAGCCAUGGCGAGUGAUGGGCCAGUGAUCAUGAGGCUGAUGGUGGAGAAGCGUGGACGGCAGCUGUUUCAAGGGCUGAGGACGGCGGUUGACAUCGGAGGGGGGACCGGAGGGUUGGCGAGGGAGGCGGCAGAGGCGUUCCUGCAAGUGGAGUGGAUGGUGCUCGAUCUGCCGCACGUGGAGGCUGGCUUGGAGGGGACGAGGAACUUUGAAGCUUGUGAAAAGUCCCAAACCCGAAACCCUUUUGUCAAAACAUGA
Molecule: messenger RNA, 789 nt
Organism: Syzygium oleosum
Lineage: Eukaryota; Viridiplantae; Streptophyta; Magnoliopsida; Myrtales; Myrtaceae
Product: trans-resveratrol di-O-methyltransferase-like
Exons: 1
Coding region: 1-789 (262 amino acids)
Biological process (GO): methylation
Molecular function (GO): S-adenosylmethionine-dependent methyltransferase activity; protein dimerization activity; O-methyltransferase activity
Source: RefSeq, a predicted model, not a curated record